Molecule: messenger RNA, 1212 nt
Organism: Exophiala dermatitidis NIH/UT8656
Lineage: Eukaryota; Fungi; Ascomycota; Eurotiomycetes; Chaetothyriales; Herpotrichiellaceae
Product: chitin deacetylase
Exons: 3
Coding region: 1-1212 (403 amino acids)
Biological process (GO): carbohydrate metabolic process
Molecular function (GO): hydrolase activity, acting on carbon-nitrogen (but not peptide) bonds
Source: RefSeq, a predicted model, not a curated record
AUGGCUCAAACAAUCCCCCAGACAAGACGUGUGGAAAGAACCGGGGCAACAGAAAGUGUCCAUAUCCCGAAUGUUGCUCCAAUGCUGGGUUUUGCGUCAGUUAAAAAGUCCUAUGGCACUGUGCCGGGAACUGGCAAGGAAUACUGUGCUGUUCCAAAUACCUGCCAGAGCGAGUUCGGCCGCUGUGACUCGGAUGCAACGCCUGCUGGAUACAAUACCUCCGCGGACGAUCGAAGUCUCACCGGUGAUGUCGCGUACGGGGGCAUCGUCUCCAAUUGUCGCUUGCCAAAGGUAAUAGCUCUCACCUACGAUGAUGGGCCAUCCGAGAACACCGAAGAGCUUCUUGACCUUUUGAAGGAGGCAAAUGCACACGCCACCUUCUUCGUCAGCGGGAACAACAACGGCAAAGGUGCUAUUGACCAGACUCCCAGAUGGACGGACGCAAUCAAACGAAUGGCGGAAGAAGGACACCAGAUCGCAUCACACGGCUGGUCGCACGCCGAUCUAGAUAGAACACCUUCGGAUGGUCGAAAGCUGGAAAUGGUCAAGAACGAGCGGGCUCUGAGCAACAUCCUGAACAAAUAUCCAACGUAUAUGCGACCUCCUUAUCUACGCUGCAACAACGAGACAGGGUGUCUAAGAGACAUGAGAGCGCUUGGUUAUCAUGUCGUUUCAUACUCGUUCGACAGCACUGACUGGAUGCAUGGGAACGACCUCCGGGCGAUGACGGAGGCAUUCGACGGGGUGUUGCAAAGAGUCGAGCCCAGCGAAGGCAGGAUGUUGCUCAUCCAGCAUGACACGAUUCGCAUGUCGGCUAUUGAUUUGACGAAGCAUGUCUUGGAGCGGAUUUCACAGAGAGGGUGGAGAGCAGUGACAGUUGGAGAGUGUCUCGGUGAUGAACCAGACAACUGGUAUCGCACGCCUCAAUGGACCAGUCCAUCCUCAACCGCAGAACAUGGCUGCUUGGUCUCGAAUGCGGGACUCUAUGAGAGAUUGGACACAUUUAAGACGAAGGAGGAAUGUUUCAAAAGCAAUAUCAAAUGCCGUAGACGGGUCAGUGGAUGCAUGAAGUCCAACAUAGACGACAAGACGUGCGGUGCGCUGAGAGAUAUCUGUAAUGCACAGUCGUUGUUUUGCGCACAAUGUGGACGACAAGAAAAGAAUGCAUUGGCAUGUGAUAUUGGGUAUUUCAACGUCUUCAACGGUAGAUGA